AUGACCACCGACAGCGAUUUUAGCCAUAAUCUUGGCGAUAGAAAUUGCUGCUUAAUUACUUCCGAUUCCGUGCACUUCAAUCUUGACUACCAGCUCCUAUCAAACACCUCAGCCUUUUGGAACAGCUUGUUUGAUCUCCCGCAGCCAUCUAACGCCGGCGAUGACAGAGUUAUCCACAUGCAUGAGUCUUCCACAGAGCUCAAACCGUUAUUGCAGAUAAUCACAAAUCAAUCCAUCGAAUUUAAAAACAUCGAUCAUAUCAAAUCCGUCAUUUGUUUGGCCCUCAAAUUCGACAGCGAUAAGGUGCUCAACAUGAUGCGCGCUGAUCUGCUCUACCAUGCUUUCAGUGAGCCAUUGAGAGCAUACGCUGUGGCUGCCAAAUUGGGCUGGGAAGGUGAUGCUGUAAAGAUAUCUACCCUGACGCUCGAAUCUGACAUAGAGAAUCUCAGCGAUGCAGACGCUGACUCUAUGCCGACACACUACUACAGACGUCUUGCCAAGUUACACCAGACUAGGCAAAUGGAGGCUAGAAGAAUUCUCAUCGCACAAGAUCUUAUGAUGUCAAAUAAGCACGAGGGCGAUUACGAUAGAGCUGCACAUGUCGAAUGGUGGAACUCCAUUCAGCAGGCCAUGUUGAGACGUUUGGAUGGCUCACACGGCUCAAAAUCGUUCAAGUUCCCCACAACGAUCCCGUACCUCGACUGCGUCAAGAACAAAGCAUAUGUCGACGGAGAUAAGGACGUCCUCAGCUUUCGCGGUCUCUAUCUCAUCUACCGCACAAUGGAAGUCGUGGAGACUGCGUGGAAGGAGAAAUUACCCAAGUCCAUUUAA
Wallemia ichthyophaga EXF-994 is the source of this 831-nucleotide messenger RNA. RefSeq lists its product as uncharacterized. The transcript is spliced from 2 exons. Bases 1 to 831 code for a protein of 276 amino acids. Lineage: Eukaryota; Fungi; Basidiomycota; Wallemiomycetes; Wallemiales; Wallemiaceae. The record is from RefSeq and is a predicted model, not a curated record.